AUGAUUAACCCGAGGAAUAUUAUCGCUGGUCUGGUGGGAAUUGGAAUCACUGAUGUUGUCGCUGGACCUUGUAAGCCCAUUAGCGCUUCUAGUGGUAGUAGCGCUGAAGCUUUGGCGACCUCAGCACUAACUGCAUCUGUAUCCCUCACGUCGUCUUCCAUCUUUGCGCUCAGCACUUCGAUCAGCACCUCAAUUCAGUCCAGCACCGAUUUGACCGUCGAGACCGAAACUAUUACCAUCUCUGAUUCUUCGAAUACUGCCGGGUCAACCACAACAGGUUCCGUUGAGUUCACAUCCACCAUUAUCUCUGUAUCCGAAUCGACAUUUGCAACAACAACCGACUUUACUUCAACCUUCACUGAGACCACUACUACUGCCGCCACUACUUCAGCUGUCGCAGGUAUACCGUGCAACAAUCAGAUUUACCGAGGUACAGCACAAAACCGAGGCUACACUUCCACUGAUGCCCAGUCUGAGGCCGAUUGCUGGGAAGCCUGCUCCGCCGACGAACAAUGCAACACAUGGUUCUUCCAAACCGCCGGCGUCUGCCAACUUUACCGGGAACAAUUCGAUGCGAUGAGCAGUCCCAAGAACGAAGACAGUAACCUCAUUGGUUCACGCAACUGUUCGCCGCGCGACUAUUCUCCUUGUGACGAUAACAUUGGGUUCGGAUCCAUCAGCGCGACUCCGGUCGAGUCAGUGCAGCAGGUCUUGCUUGAGAAAGAUUGUGCACAGCUGUGCAUGAAGGACGGUAAGUGCGAUGUCUGGCAGUAUGAUGGCAUGUUGAAGACCUGCCAUAAAUACAGUGGUCAAUUUGAAGAUAUUUUCACGCCCCAAGCCGACGCACAGGGACAAAAGAUUUUUCUAGCUGGCUCACGCAGUUGCUCAUCCGACUUCUUCAAGCCACAACUUGAGCCUUGCAAUGGUCAGAUCAACACCUGGGAUGCCAAUACCUUCCAUGGCUACAGACAUAUCGCCGACCUCAAGACGGUUGCUUUGUGCGCACGUGCUUGCUCAAUUGACCCUCAGUGCGUGUCCUGGGCAAUCUUUGACGGUGGUAUGCUCAAUAGUCCACGCGGAUGUGAACUUGUGCAAGAUGAUUAUUGGGAGGAUCACACCGAUGUAGGAGCCGCUGGGUCGAGAAAUUGUGGUGUCCCUUGA
Fusarium coffeatum is the source of this 1161-nucleotide messenger RNA. RefSeq lists its product as uncharacterized. Gene Ontology annotation, cellular component: extracellular region. Gene Ontology annotation, biological process: proteolysis. The transcript has a single exon. Gene Ontology annotation, molecular function: protein binding. The coding region runs from base 1 to 1161 and encodes 386 amino acids. NCBI's taxonomy places the organism in Eukaryota, Fungi, Ascomycota, Sordariomycetes, Hypocreales, Nectriaceae. The record is from RefSeq and is a predicted model, not a curated record.